UUUUUUUUUAACCUACAAUUACUUUUUUUCUUUUUAUAUUGAACGUAACAUAUCAUGGCUACAGCAUUUACAUUAUUUGGUAUGAAUGUUGUUCAUGAUAGAGCACCUACUAUGGAAGGACCUACUUCAUAUCAAGAAUAUAUCGAAUUUUUGAAACAACAAGUACACCAACCUAGUGCUGUCACACCUAGUUGCCAACCAAGUAGUAGUGUAACGUCCUCACCUACACAUCAUUCCAAAAGAGACAAAAAUAUUCGAAUUCAAUGUCAAGUACGAGCAAGAAUUCCUACCAAUGAAGGUGGUGAAAUGUAUUUACAUUUAUACAAGAAUAAUCAAGAUACCAAAGAACACCUAGCUAUUGUUUAUGGGGAUUUACGUUCAAGGUCAUUAGAUGAUGCAUGGGCCAAUGAAACAAUUCUGAAUAGAGUAGUACGUGGUGCGUAUUAUGGACGACUAGAGGAAAUAGUGGCAGCAAACGAUAUGGAUAUUAUUAGCAAAUUAACCCCGGAUCAAAUGGUGUUUUUGGAACAACAACAACAAAAGGCGAAACAACAAUGGGAACAACGACAUGAGAACGAACAAUCAAGUAAGAUUCCUUUGGUUAGAAUACAUUCAGAAUGUUUCACUGGUGAAACUGUUCAUUCUGGACGUUGUGAUUGUGGUGAACAAUUGGAUGAAGCUAUGCGACAAAUGCAAUUAGCUGGUCGCGGUGUCAUUGUUUAUUUACGUCAAGAAGGUCGUGGUAUUGGAUUAUUAGAAAAGCUAAAGGCAUAUAAUUUACAAGAUUUAGGACAUGAUACAGUAGCAGCCAAUGUAUUACUGAAUCAUCCAGCUGAUGGACGAACAUAUGGUAUUGCUAAUGCUAUUUUAAAGGAUCUUCAAAUCUCUCAAGUUCAUUUAUUGACCAACAAUCCCGACAAAAUCAAACAAUUAGAAUCUUAUGGCGAUAUUCAAGUUUUAGAACGGCAUGAAAUGAUUCCUAGGUCUUGGUCAGCAACUCCUUCUUCUACUACUUCAAAUGACAACAAUAAUCAUCUUCAUAUAUUACAACCUCAUGCAUCUCCUCUUUUAUUAGAUCGUACACCUUCUUCUUCUCCUGCUUUAGGUAUGUCAACUUCUUCUGUCUUUGAUUUACCCAAAAAGGAACUGGAUCGUUAUUUAGCCGUCAAAGUCAAAAAGAUGGGCCAUAUUUUGAAUUUACCUGAUUCAUUGAAUACUUGAUAUUAUUAUUCAUAUAGACUCUCUCCCAACUCUUAUAUCAAUAAAAUG
Molecule: messenger RNA, 1269 nt
Organism: Halteromyces radiatus
Lineage: Eukaryota; Fungi; Mucoromycota; Mucoromycetes; Mucorales; Cunninghamellaceae
Product: GTP cyclohydrolase II-domain-containing protein
Exons: 2
Coding region: 55-1221 (388 amino acids)
Biological process (GO): riboflavin biosynthetic process
Molecular function (GO): GTP cyclohydrolase II activity
Source: RefSeq, a predicted model, not a curated record